Molecule: messenger RNA, 3866 nt
Organism: Polypterus senegalus (gray bichir)
Lineage: Eukaryota; Metazoa; Chordata; Cladistia; Polypteriformes; Polypteridae
Product: c-Maf inducing protein
Exons: 21
Coding region: 518-2896 (792 amino acids)
Cellular component (GO): cytosol; nucleoplasm
Source: RefSeq, a predicted model, not a curated record
AGCGGCUCGCGCAGCUUCUGCAAUCUUUCACCAACUGCCUUGUUCACGGCCACCAAGGAGGAAAAAAAAACACCCUUCCGAUUAAGCAUUAAAGAGGAAACCCGAAGCUCGUCUUUGUCUUUGUUAUUUACUGGAUCGGUUCAAAUAAUAGUUUUAUGAUGGAGAUAGACAUGGCUAAACGGGCAUUUUAACCAUUUAAUGGAGACAAAGUCGAUUGGUGGAAGAAAAAGGAGUUAAAGGAGAUCCUGUUUUUAUGCUAAUAUAAAGCCUGGACAAGGAUUACCUUUUUACGUAUACCCGUUUUGUUUCUGUCACUGUCUCCUGUUUCUCUGUCUUUGUCUCUCCUUCCUUUUUGUUGUCCCCUUUCCCCAUCCCCCCUCCCCUUUUUUUAGGCUGCACUUCUGUGGUAGUGGUGUUUGUUGCCGGAUUAUUCCUCGAUCAUUCACUCUCAGUAAAAACUGUAUUUUAUUCAAUCACUACCACUCCUUUACGGUUGGGACUGGGUUUGCUGUCUGCUAUGGAUUUUGAUAGCAGUUCGGGUGGAGGCGCUGAUCUUCACAACAAUCAUAACCCACAUCAGACAGACGAGAGCAAACCUCUGCUGGGAGAGAUGUCUGCCCCUACACCGCCGGACGGGAAUAAAAUGGGAGCAGCUCCUUGUCGGAGAGCCUUGCUCCACUGCAAUGGUAUGAGGUACAAACUGCUGCAGGAAGGAGACAUUCAGGUGUGUGUCAUCAAGCACCCGAGGACCUUUCUCAGCAAGAUUUUGACCUCCAAAUUCUUGAGAAGAUGGGAGCCCCACCACCUGACCCUUACAGAUACUAGUCUGGCUUCAGCUACGCCUACAGGAUACAUGGAGAACUCUGUCUCCUACAGCUCCAUUGAGGACAUUCAACUUCUGUCCUGGGAAAAUGCACCCAAAUAUUGUUUACAGCUCACAGUCCCAGGAGGGACAGUUUUGCUGCAGGCUGCCAACAGCUAUCUACGGGAUCAGUGGUUUCACUCAUUACAGUGGAAGAAGAAGAUUUACAAGUACAAGAAAGUUCUAAGCAAUCCAAGCCGUUGGGAGGUGGUCCUGAAGGAGAUCAGAACCUUGGUAGACAUGGCCCUUACCUCACCACUGCAGGAUGAUUCCAUCCACCAAGCUCCACUUGAGAUUGUCUCAAAAUUACUCUCAGAGGUCAGAAAAAAUAUUAAUUUAACUACACAAGAACAUGAAAACAUUAUUGUGGCAAUUGCACCACUGCUGGAAAACAACCAUCCACCACCUGACCUCUGUGAAUUCUUUUGCAAGCACUGCAGGGAACGCCCCCGGUCCAUGGUAGUGAUAGAAGUGUUCACACCUGUGGUACAAAGAAUCCUUAAACACAAUAUGGACUUUGGAAAAUGCCCUCGGUUAAGGCUCUUCACUCAGGAGUACAUUUUGGCACUGAACGAGUUAAAUGCAGGAAUGGAAGUGGUGAAAAAGUUUAUUCAGAGUAUGCAUGGGCAAACUGGUCACUGUCCACACCCAAGGGUUCUACCAAAUCUUGUUGCUGUUUGCUUAGCUGCAAUUUAUUCCUGCUAUGAGGAGUAUAUUAACAGUCGAGAUAACUCGCCUAGUCUAAAGGAGAUCCGGAAUGGUUGUCAACAGCAAUGUGACAGGAAACCCAAUCUGCCUCUGAGACUGCUAAGAGCCAAUCCUGACUUAGUCUCCCAAGAAGUCACUUCGCCUACUGAACCACGCAUCAAAUCUGUGGUUAUUGUAAACUCCAGUGAGAUCCAUGUGGAGUUAAAACAUAAUAAUACUGCCAAUCAAAAGCUGAAAAGUCCUGCAGGAAAUGAAAGUGAGCCUAACCUUAUUGACUGCCUGCUAGUGAGUCCUGCCUGCAGCACUAUGAACAUUGAACUGAGCCCACAGGCAGACCGUGUACUGGUCUGUUACGUUGAAAUUCUCAAAAUGUUGUCCGAUUAUGAUGACUGGAGACCAGCACUGGCCAGUCUGCUACAGCCUAUUCCAUUUCCUAAAGAGGCUCUUGCACAUGAAAAAUUCACAAAAGAGCUGAAGUAUGUUAUCCAAAGAUUUGCAGAAGAUCCUCGGCAGGAGGUCCACUCAUGUUUGCUGAGUGUUCGUGCUGGCAAAGAUGGCUGGUUCCAGCUUUACAGCCCGGGAGGAGUGGCCUGUGACGAUGACGGAGAGCUCUUUGCCAGUAUGGUACGUGUAUGCAAUAAUGUUCAUAUUUUGAUGGGUUCCUGCUACAAAACAAAGAAAUUCUUGCUGUCAUUGGCUGAAAACAAGUUGGGUCCAUGUAUGCUGCUUGCACUGAGGGGAAACCAAACAAUGGUUGAGAUCCUGUGUUUGAUGCUUGAAUACAAUAUCAUUGAGAACAAUGACACACAGCUGCAGAUCAUCUCAACACUGGAGAGUACAGAUGUCGGUAAGAAGAUGUACGAACAGCUAUGUGACCGCCAAAGAGAGCUCAAAGAGCUGCAAAGGAAAGGUGGCCCUACAAGGCUCACACUGCCAUCCAAAUCAACAGAUGCAGACCUAACACGUCUGCUAAGCUCAGGUUCAUUUGGCAAUCUAGAGAAUUUAAGCUUGGCCUUCACAAACGUCACCAGUGCCUGUGCAGAGCAACUAAUCAAGCUGCCUUCCCUCAAGCAACUGAAUCUGUGGUCCACUCAGUUUGGAGAUGCAGGAUUACGGCUGCUUUCUGAGCACCUCACUUCACUUCAAGUACUCAACCUGUGUGAGACCCCGGUCACCGAUGCUGGACUGCUUGCACUAAGCUCAAUGAAAAGUCUGUGUAGUCUCAACAUGAACAGCACUAAACUGUCUGCAGACACCUAUGAAGAUCUCAAGGCCAAGCUGCCCAACCUAAAGGAAGUGGACGUUCGUUAUACAGAAGCUUGGUGAAAUUUCCAUACAGACAAUGAAAGAGAACCUAUAUAUUAAUAAAAACUGUUUUUAGUGAGAUCUUUUCAGCUCAUGUUUUUGUAGGAAAGAAACUCUGGGUACUAUUACAAAAGAAAAGGAAAAAGAAAUUAAAUGUACCUGCCCCUGACAUGUUUUCAGCUCACAUCGUUUGGUGGAUUGCAGUCAAAAUGGAAAUUUGAAGCUUCAAAACCUUUAAAGACUUUGUAGCCGUAAGCAAAUCAUUUAAAAGGAAAUGAUCAACAUCAAAACUGAGGAUUUUAUUUGCCUUUUUUGUUUAAUCAUGCCAUGUAUAUGACAACGGAAAAAUAUAUACAAUAUCUUAUUUUAAGUUUUAGUCAAUUUGAAUGGACUAUUUUAUUUUAAAGACAUCUCUUUUCUCUUUUACCUUAAUGAUACAAAUAAAGAGCCAAUAGGAUUGAUGGCAAAAAUUUACAGAUUCAGCACACCCCAAAUCUUUGUAUUUCUUGUUAAAUGUUUUAUUCAUUGUAUUUUUUUGUCUUUUGUACAUAAAGUUAUACAUAGCUCACAUAUUUAAUAUUGUUCACAAUGAGCAGGUCUGGGACCUGCAUUUUAUUUAUGAAUAUUUGAAUUCUUCAAUUCCCUGUGUUUAUUUGUUUGUUGGUUUUUGCUUAUAGCACUGUAAAAAAAAAAAAAGGAAUUAGUAGUUUGCAAGUUUCUUACCUGCCUAUUCAGUUGUUUAAAAAAAUCUUGACUUUAAUAUGCCCACUUAGUAUGUGUUUUAUGUUGAGAGGGGUGUUCAUUAUGUUAUAAUCCAGUGCCAGAUGUGUUGUGGGCUGUUUCCUUCUUUUUUUCUUUCUUUAUUUUCUUUUAUUUUUUUACAUUAUUGGUAGAAUACUUCAUUUUGAAAGUGCGCAAGUGUAGAAAAAAGAAAUGAAAAUAUUUUAGUAAAUUUUUGAAGACCAAAUUUUUUUUUCCGUUCUUUAUUUUU